Messenger RNA from Arctia plantaginis, 213 nucleotides. NCBI's taxonomy places the organism in Eukaryota, Metazoa, Arthropoda, Insecta, Lepidoptera, Erebidae. The record is from the annotation of a GenBank genome assembly.
AUGGCGAUGGUCAUAUCCCAAACGACAAAAGCUGCCAUAGGAGGUUUCCUUGCACUGAUGAUUCUCGGUGCGGUACUCGUUGUAGGAGCCGCUUUUGGCUGGUUCGACCCUAAGAGAGAAGAUGAGGAUACUCCUGCGAAAGUCAGCGCAAGACUUCAAGGCAGAACAUCUUUUGUAACACACCGUGCUGUGAGUAUUACUUAUCUUAAUUAG